UGAUUUUAUAUGUAUAUUAGUUUUUGUUUGUGCGUCACGAACGCGAAUAAAUGUUUUGAUUUGAUUUAUAUACCCACCUGGCAUCUGUAUUUAUUUUUCGAGUGAAGCAAGCGGGAAUUUUUAUGUUAACGUGGAUUGGAAAAGAUUUUUUUUAUACAUUUCUUCUCAUAUUUUUCUUCAAUCAUUUCCAUUCGUGAAAAAUUCCACGAUUUUGCCAUUCACCGCGGUCUUACCGCUCCAAAUUUCAGUUUCCCGCAAAUCGGGGAUUUUCUUCAAAGUUGGCAGCGCUGUCAAAAACAAGUAACGUGCAUUCCAAUUUACGCCAAAUUUUUCAUACACACAUAAACUUCAUUGUUUCUUUGAUUAUUAGUUAUUAAAACGAUCCUUAUCGAAAAAUUUAUUUAGUUGUAAUAUAAAUUAAAAUAUAAUUAUUUAACAAAGUUUUGCUUACUAUACAUACAAGCACUAAUUUAUUGAAACGAUUCCCAUAGCGACUACGGUGACAACAAAUACUGCAAUAAUAUUUAGAGCAUUAGAAAAAUGUUAACUAUACAUUACAUAACAAUGAAAGAAAACUUUUAACCGGAAUGACACAUCACAGUAGUGUAUUUAAUAACUCUUGUCUAAGAGUUCCCGUGGAUCCAGUUAGUAAAAUGCCGAAGUCGGCUUAUGAGCGGAAGGAGAAACCUACUAAACAACAGUGUUCUAUUGAUUCUUCUUCAACGUGUUCUGUCGCAGCUGCAGACUUAGAUGCAGACAAACUGAAGGAUUUUUAUCGUAGCAUUCCGGACUAUAAUGAUAUCAACCAUUUACCCCCCGAAGAGUUUUAUUCAACGUUAAAAUCUUUGAGGGACAAAAAGAAAGUUAUGCUGGGUCUAGCUAUUGAAUUUAUUGAUGAUUCCAAUGGAAAUAGUGACAAAGUUUUGGAUAAUUCAUUAGAUAAAGAUGAGGAAAGUAGGAAAUUGCAGACAACUACGACAAAGAUAAGUAAGCCUAGACCAAAUCGUGUAGCAAGGCGAAAAUUUUCUACAGGAUCAAAAGAUUCAAAUAACAUGAAAAUUAAUCGUGAAAUAUCUACUUCAGUAGCUCCUUCGAAACCUUUAUCAAAUAAUAAUUCACAAACCUGUUUAAAACGAUCCAUAAGGAAAAAUGGGACAUGUGAGAAAACUAUCCAUGAUGAUUUGAAAAUAGCACCGAUGAAAAGCAAUUUAGAAAAGACUAGAAAUGAAAGGCCGAAAAGGAAUCAUUCAGCAUGUUCCAUAUCAUGGAACGACGCCAAGUUUGAAAAUAAGAAUGAAGUAGAUCAGAAGUUUGAUGAUUUUUUUGAUGGGAAGAAGUAUGAUAGUCCUAUUAGCAAAGUAGAUUUUGACGACGGAGAUGAGUUCAAAACCCAAAGCAUGCCUUCAAGCCCUUUAAGAUCGAAACGUUCGGGAUCUCCCAUUCGACGCGGACGCAGGAAAAGUAUUACAAUCCCUAAACCAUUUAAAAUGACCGAGAGAGACGAAGAAGAGCGCAUUGUCAACGAACUUCGGUGUCUUCGCAAAUCAUUUUCCGACGAUAUGCUUGAUCAGAAGCGUGAACGAAAGAAGUUCAGAGCAAAGCCAGUCCCGAUAGAGUCCCGUAUCCCGCUUUACGACAAAAUCUUAGAGGACCAAGCUAUGAGACGAGCCAUAACAAAGAUAAAUAGUGAGGCAGAAUUAAGAGCUCAAAUGAGACCUUUUAGUUUCACAAAAAGGGAAGAAAAGGGGCUUGGUGGAAUGUGCGAACGAGCUACUCAUGUUUUACCUAAGAGUAAAAAGAAGAAAAGGUUUAGAGCUCGACCUGUGCCUAAAAACUUGUUUUCCAAUUAUUUUUACGACAAAAUGAGAGAGGAUGACUUUUUCAGAUCAAUGAAUAAGCGCAUUAGAGCUGAUGAAAUGUUGCGUGCUGCAAAUUACCCGGGCACUAUGGCGGCUCGGGACCGGAGUCGUCUCUCCACACCCGCGGCUCAUAGUGACCUGCCAAUAGAUCCUUCUCCUGGCAUACCUUCAAUAUCAUCCUCUGAUAGACAAAGAUGCAGUAGCCCUACUAAAGAUAGAAAGAAACGUGAGAAAUGUCACAAAGAUGAUUUUAUCACUACAAGCCCACAGCCUUUUAGAUUCAACACGGCUGACAGGGCAGCUAAGAAAAUGCACGAUGUUGCUAUGAAGAUUUAUUCCGAGAACAAAAGUACCGAGAGCGGUGGGAGUGCUGCUGGCAAUGGUCCCAGUGCUCGUGCAUACUCGGCCCUCGAUCUGCGAGCUUCGGCAUCAGGCAGGUCAAACCUGGCCGCGCUGCUGAGAGCAGAGGCCGUCAGGAGAAGGUUCGAGAUGGAAGCCGCGUCACGCUUGGCAGAGCAACGUCGACGCAACGAGAUGAGGCUGAGAGAUCGUCAGCUCCGAUCCAAACCUGCUUGGCAUCUUGUAAAAAACAAUCAUGAAGAGGACAUCGCAAUGAGGCUUCAAACUCGGCGCGAUGAAGAGAGGAUGAGACGAGAGGAGUUCCUUCACGAGAUGGAGUUGAUGUACGGAAGAGUUCAGCAGCAGCCGAUGCUUUUCGAGAGAUAUUACGCACCACGUUCCUUAUCAGCUCCACUAGACACUCUACAACUCUCACCAAGGAAAUCCACGAAGAAGCGUAGUUCGAGGAACAAAUCCUACCAUUACAACAGCCCAAGUCGAUCCCGCAAAGUAUCGAUUAACGACACAGCCGAGACGUACACAGGAGAUGUUGCGGAGUUCCUCAAUAGAAUCGAUAUUGAUGACAAAUACUCGGACUCGGAAAUCGUAACCGAUAGACCAUAGAUAGGGGAAAAUUGAAAUUGAAUUUUUAAAUUUAAUUUCACUUGUGCACUGUAGAUCUUGUUGAGUUUGAUUCAUUAAAAUGUUCAAUUAAUUCACAUUACAAAUUAAGUGUUUAUUCAAUAUUUUUUCAAAAAUAAAUUACCAAUUACAUGAAA
This is a messenger RNA of Helicoverpa zea (corn earworm), 2977 nucleotides long. RefSeq names its product protein FAM161B. Bases 588 to 2822 code for a protein of 744 amino acids. Lineage: Eukaryota; Metazoa; Arthropoda; Insecta; Lepidoptera; Noctuidae. Gene Ontology annotation, biological process: cilium organization. The transcript has 6 exons. The record is from RefSeq and is a predicted model, not a curated record. Gene Ontology annotation, cellular component: cilium.